Vanessa atalanta (red admiral) is the source of this 1487-nucleotide messenger RNA. RefSeq names its product stomatin-like protein 3. The transcript is spliced from 11 exons. NCBI's taxonomy places the organism in Eukaryota, Metazoa, Arthropoda, Insecta, Lepidoptera, Nymphalidae. The record is from RefSeq and is a predicted model, not a curated record. Bases 738 to 1487 code for a protein of 249 amino acids. Gene Ontology annotation, cellular component: plasma membrane.
GAGCAGUAAUAUUGCGCUUCGGACGAGUAAGAAGUGUCUCCCCCGCCGGACCCGGCAUCAUUUGGAUAAUUCCGUGUACGGAUACAGUUAUAAUAAUUGAUCUUCGAACUCAAUCUUUCAAUGUGCUGCCCCAAGAGAUUCUUACGAAAGAUUUGGUGACCGUAACAGUAGAUGCUGUUGUGUAUUUUCACGUUUUGAAACCGUUGAACUGCUUGUUACACGUCCAGUCUCACAAACAUGCAACUGAAUUAUUGGCCGUGACUAUUUUAAGAAAUAUUUUGGGUCAAUAUACAUUGUCAGAUCUAUUGACAAACCGUGAAUCAAUCAGUCAAGCGGUUCGUAAAGAAAUAGAUAAUGGAACAGUAGAGUGGGGCGUCGAAGUGGAACGAGUAGAAAUAAAAGAUGUAAUCUUACCAUACGAAUUGCAAAAAGCUUUGGCUGCGGAAGCCGAGGGUACGCGUAUCGCUAAAGCAAAAAUCAUAGAAGCUGAAGGUGAAAUAAAAGCAGCAGAAAACCUUAGAGAUGCCUCGAAGAUUAUUAUGCAAAAACCUCAAACUAUACUUUUAAGAUAUUUGCAAUCGCUCAACUAUAUCGCCUCACAACAGAAAACAACAAUACUUUUUCCUUUCCCUAUUGAUAUUCCUGAUCAUCAAAAGUAAAUAAAAUAUUAAAAUUGAUCAGUUGGAUUUUUGGCAUGAACACAAAAGAUCGAAGAUGACAAGCUCAUUGAAAAAGUUAUGGUGCUAAUAUCAAUUAUUCUUGUCAUACUAACUUUCCCUCUAUCUCUCUUCUGUAUUUUUGUGGUCGUCCGUCAAUUUGAAAGAGCAGUAAUAUUGCGCAAUGGCAAAGUACAUAAAAAUCGCGCAUAUGGUCCAGGCCUUAUCUUCUAUUUACCUUGUGUUGAUACUAUCAAAUUCAUAGAUUUGCGAACAUUUGUUUAUUCUGUUCCACCGCAAGAUGUCCUAACUAAAGACUCGCUCACCGUAUCUGUGGAUGCCGUUGUAUUUUACAAAAUAACAGAUCCUGUUCUAGCUGUUUUAAGUGUAACCGAUUACAAACUGUCAACCCACUACCUAGCUGCAACAACACUUCGUAAUGCACUUGGAACAAGAAAGCUAUCAGAAGUGUUAGCAAACAGACCAGCCGUGAGUCACCAAGUAUUUGAACUCAUGAAACAUAUAAUCAGAGAUUGGGGAAUCCAGAUCGUCAGAGUUGAAAUUAAAGAUAUUCGUCUGCCCAUUCAAUUGCAAAAAGCGAUGGCGGUAGAAGCUGAAUCGACGAGAUUGGCAAAUGCUAAAAUCAUUGUUGCAAAGGCCGAAAUCGAAUCGACCAAGAACCUUGAACUAGCUACGGGUAUUCUAAUGGACAAUCCAAUAUGCAUGCAGCUCAGAUAUUUGCAGUCACUGAAUACUAUUGCCGGCGAGAAAACACACACAAUUGUUUUUCCUUUCUCCGUGGACACUUUUAAGAAGAUAUUUAAUAAAUGA